AUGCUUCGAUCAACCAACACGCUAUUGAAAUAUGGGUCCUUUUCGACGAGAUCUCCCGCUUUUUCCUCCCUGCGCAAUAACGUGAAUCGUGGGUACUUACUUGGGAAGAAUCGGAGACUAGCUUCUACCGUCACACAGCUAGAUAGCUAUCCUGCAGUGGACGAAAAACUACACGGGUUCGCCGUCCAGGAGAAGAAGCAUGUUCCGGAGCUGCAUUUGACUGCGGUUCUAUUGAAACACGAUAAAACAGAGGCAGAGUAUCUCCAUGUGGCCAGAGAUGACAAAAAUAAUGUUUUUGGCAUUGGGUUCAAAACCAAUCCUCCCGACGCAACUGGCGUGCCUCAUAUCCUUGAGCAUACAACUCUAUGCGGCAGUGAGAAAUACCCUGUUCGCGACCCAUUUUUCAAAAUGCUGCCCCGCUCUUUAUCCAAUUUCAUGAAUGCUUUCACUUCCUCUGACCAUACGACCUAUCCCUUUGCCACAACCAAUAAGCAAGACUUCCAGAACCUCCUAUCUGUCUACCUUGAUGCUACAUUACACCCCUUGUUGAAAGAGGAAGAUUUCCGACAAGAAGGAUGGCGCCUAGGACCUGAAGAUCCGCGCGCAUCCAUGGCUCCGAAAGAUGGAAAUGAGAGCUCAACCUCCGGAGACGAUAUUGUUUUCAAGGGAGUGGUCUAUAAUGAGAUGAAAGGGCAGAUGUCGGAUGCCAAUUACUUAUACUAUAUUAAGUUUAAGGAACAUAUAUUUCCCGCCAUAAAUAACUCAGGCGGUGAUCCGCAGUAUAUAACAGACCUAACCCACCGGCAAUUAGUCGAAUUUUCGAAAAAGAAUUACCACCCAAGCAAUGCGAAAAUUUUCACGUACGGCGAUAUGCCUCUAGCUGAUCAUUUAAAACAAGUUGGGCGUGUCUUGGAUGGUUUUGAAAGGUCAACUCCUGAUAGGGAGGUCAAACGUCCACUUUCUUUGCAGGACGGGCCCCUUAGCGUCACGAUUCCUGGUCCCAUCGACCCAUUUACCAGUGAGGACAAGCAAUUCAAAACUUCAGUAUCUUGGCCUGCAGGUGAUUCCACUAACAUCGUGGAGACUUUCUCAAUGGGGAUUCUUUCAUCCCUGCUUCUUGACGGAUAUGGGUCACCUAUGUACAAGACUCUGGUCGAAAGUGAAAUUGGCUCCUCGUUUACACCCAACACCGGCCUGGACACCUCUGGGAGAAUUCCUAUCUUUUCAGUUGGUGUGAACGGAGUUGCUGAAAAGGACGUUGCCCUCGUGAAAGGAAAGGUGCAAACGGUUUUUCAGGAGUUCUCGGCUACGGGAUUCAACGAUGAAAAAGUAAAGGGCAUACUGCAUCAAUUGGAACUGGCAUUGAGACACAAGACUGCCAACUUCGGGAUUGGAAUUAUGGAAAAGACGCUAUCAUCUUGGUUUAAUGGCUCCAAUCCGAUGAAAGAGUUGGCUUGGAACGAAGUGAUCAACGAAUUCAAGGAACGCUAUGAGAAAGGUGGCUACCUGGAACAACUUAUGCAAAAAUACUUUAUGACCGAUAAGUCCAUGACAUUUACGAUGGCUGGAUCACCGACUUAUAACAAACAACUGGACGAAAUGGAGGUAGCGCGAAGAGAGGCAAAAAUGGCAGAGUUGACUGAAGCUACAGGUUCUCUUGAAAAAGCAGUUGACAAACUCAAGAGAGAGGAAUUUGAGUUACUGAAAGUACAGGAGGCGGCCCAACAUGCAGAUUUGAGCUGCCUGCCAACCCUCCACGUGAAAGAUAUCUCGAGAACGAAGGAAUGGAAAAACGUGAGGGAAUCCAAAAUAGAUGAAGUCGACGUGGUUUGGAGAGAAGCUCCAACAAAUGGCCUCUCCUACUUCCAGGCAAUGAACUCAUUUGAAAAUCUGCCCGACGAGCUACGACUACUUCUACCUCUCUUUAAUGACUGCAUAAUGCGACUCGGCACCGCCGGACGAACAAUGGAACAGUGGGAAGAUUUAAUAAAGCUCAAGACUGGUGGUAUUUCAUCGUCUACUUUCAUUGUAUCUUCCCCAACAUCCCUGGACAGAUACUCUGAAGGCCUUCAAUUUUCUGGUUAUUCCCUCGAUAAGAACUUCUCGACCAUGCUUGACAUGACGUCCAGUUUGGUAACCGAAACUGAUUUUAACAAUCCUGUGGCUCCGCGUAUGAUACAAGAAUUACUGCGAUCAUCCACCAACGGUGCGAUUGAUUCAAUUGCAGGCUCAGGUCAUCGAUAUGCUAUAAAUGUUGCGACUUCCGGUCUCUCUAAAAAGUUCUGGGCAAGUGAACAAUUAUCAGGUCUAGCACAAGUCCAGGCUACCGCUAGGCUUCUCCAUGAUGCGGAAACGUCGCCUGAACGGUUGCAGGAGCUCAUUCGAAAACUUCAGAUGAUACAAUCCUUUGCGAUUUCGAAAUCCAUCAAAUUCCGGGUGCGAGUGGUCUGCGAACCGGAAAGCGCCAGUGCCAACGAAGCAACUCUUCAAAGUUGGCUUGCCUGUCUGCCCCGUAAUCCUAACCCCACCUCAGCAACCGAAGGAUUUACCUCUGGCCAAUCUGCCUCCAAAAUCCUCUAUAAUCUCCCGUACAAAGUAUCUUAUUCUGGGCUUGCCCUCCCAACAACAACUUUCACCGAUCCUUCUAGCGCAUCGCUCAGCGUACUCUCCCAACUCUUGACCCAUAACUACCUCCACCAAGAAAUCCGGGAGAAAGGAGGUGCAUAUGGAGCGAGCGCCAGCAGCGCCCCCAUCCAAGGCUACUUCGCCUUUUCAAGCUACCGCGACCCCAACCCCAUGAAUUCCCUAAAAGUAUUCAAUAACUCCGGAACCUUUGCGCGAGACCGAUCCUGGACGACGCGGGAGAUAGAUGAAGCGAAACUCGGCAUUUUCCAGGGUCUUGACGCUCCGAUGAGCAUUGAUGAAGAAGGUCAGCGAUACUUCAUGACAGGUGUAACCCAGGAGAUGGACCAGCGCUGGCGCGAGCAGGUUCUUGAUGUGACCGCCGAGGACGUGAAUAAUGCCGCUCAAAAGUUUCUCGUUGAUGGAUCGCGACAGGUAUUCUGUCUCCUGGGAGAGAGGAAAGACGGGUCCGAUUUUGAUGGCUGGGAUGUGAGAAAGCUUUCCAUGGGCCCUGAAGAGGGUAAUGCCGCCAGUUCUGAAGAACAAGGUGUGGCUACCGGUGCAGCCUAA
Histoplasma capsulatum G186AR is the source of this 3192-nucleotide messenger RNA. Its product is annotated as metallopeptidase. Gene Ontology annotation, cellular component: mitochondrial matrix. Lineage: Eukaryota; Fungi; Ascomycota; Eurotiomycetes; Onygenales; Ajellomycetaceae. The coding region runs from base 1 to 3192 and encodes 1063 amino acids. The transcript is spliced from 2 exons. Gene Ontology annotation, biological process: protein processing. The record is from RefSeq and is a predicted model, not a curated record. Gene Ontology annotation, molecular function: metal ion binding.